Messenger RNA from Physella acuta, 2055 nucleotides. Its product is annotated as putative E3 ubiquitin-protein ligase HERC4. Gene Ontology annotation, molecular function: ubiquitin protein ligase activity. Lineage: Eukaryota; Metazoa; Mollusca; Gastropoda; Physidae. Gene Ontology annotation, biological process: protein ubiquitination; ubiquitin-dependent protein catabolic process. Gene Ontology annotation, cellular component: cytoplasm. The record is from RefSeq and is a predicted model, not a curated record.
UAGACUAUUUAAAAUGGUGAAAAAAUAUAACAAGUAAGUCUAAAUGAAUCCCCACAAUGAAAAUAAAUUAUUUAUAAGAAUUUCAUUUAUUCAUUAAAAGAAAACAGCAAAAAUAAUGCAAGCUCUACUAGCCUGGGGUAAAGCUAGUUCUGGAGCUCUUGGUAUAAGUGCCUCUGAACUAACGUGUGUAACAGCACCCCAACAAAUACAAUCUUUGGAAGGAAAAGAAAUUGUCAACGUUAGCAGUGGAGAAAAUCAUACAUUAAUAUGUACAAAAGAUGGCUGUGUUUAUAGUUGUGGAUCUAAUGAAUUCAAGCAAUGUGGUCGGGAAAAAUAUCUAACUAAAUUUGAACGUGUGGAGGAAGGUCUCUCAGCUCACCAUGUGAUACAUGUAGAAGCAGGUUCAUCACACAGUGUUGCCUUAACACAAGCGCAUGAGGUGCUGACAUGGGGCAAAAAUACUGAAGGUCAGCUGGGAAGAGAAGCUUCAGAAGACACUAGUGGAAUCCCCAAAUUGGUAAAGUCUCUUGCUGUGUGUUGUGUUUUACAAGUCAGUUGUGGCAAUGAUCAUACAAUGGUAUUGACCAAUGAAUGCCUUGUAGCUGUCUGGGGAUCGAAUGCCUAUGGUCAACUAGGUCUUGGCAGGCCUAAGAAUUCAUUCCUGAAUGUGCCUACAUUUAUUACUUGUUUGAAAGGAAUACCUGUGGUGCAGGUGGCAGCUGGCGGAAACCACAGUUUUAUUCUAUCCAAGUCUGGUGCUGUGUAUGGCUGGGGUAGAAACAGCUUUGGGCAGCUGGGAUUAAAUGAUACUCAAGAUUAUGAUGUGCCAAAGCAAUGCAGACCAUUACGCACCCAGAGAAUUAAAUAUAUUUGUUGUGGAGAGAACCAUACUGCCUGUUUAACUGGGGAUGGUAGAGUAUUUACUUUUGGAACAGGCACGUAUGGCCAGCUGGGUCAUAACUCUAACAACAAUGAAAUUUUACCAAAGCAGGUGAUAGAGCUCUCUGGCAGUGAGGUUUCCCAGAUUGCUUGUGGGAGAGGUCACACUCUGGCAUAUGUACCUAAAUCUGGCCGGUUAUAUGCAUUUGGACUAGGGGGAAGUGGGCAGCUUGGUCUUUCAAGUACAGAAAACAAAAAUAGUCCAUUCGCAGUACAAGGGCCAUUUUCCUCUGGAGUUAUUUCUCAUUCAUCUAUGCUAGUGGACAAUCAAGGGCCUGAUAUGGUGGUCAAGUCAGUUUAUGCAGGAGGAGACCAGACUUUUGUUGUCCUCAAAUGUGUUGAUGCUGGUCAAACAGAUGACUUCAGACUUGUGGCAGCCACCAGACAGAUUCUAACACUUUCUCUUGGAAAGUUAGAACCCCUCCGUCACCUGCACAUUGAUGAAAACCCACCUGUGGAAAUUUCAGAUGAGAUCAUAAAAAUUUUCUCUUUUGCCUCCUGCUUGAAUGGUUCCUUUUUAUUACCUAAUGAUGAACAUUAUGGAACAAGUAGUAAAAAACAUGGUGUGGAUAUGAAUGCCGUUAGAGAAUUUUUCAAAAAUUUUGGUGAACUUCGAAACAUUGUCAUAAAGCAACAAAUGAGUAAAACUAUUGAACAACAUUUAAUACCAUCACUAGCUCAGGCGCCUCCAGAUGUGGAGGCACUUCGUCUCUAUCUCAUGCUGCCUGAAUGCCACUUAUUUGAUGAGCCCAAGCUGUAUAGUUCUAUCAUUUGUCCAUUUGCUAAGUCCUUUCUUGCUCUAAAUAAAGUUCCACUCUCAGUAUUUGAUAAUUGGUGGCCAUCAAACCAGCCGUCUUUCUUUAACAGAUUAAUUGUGAUUUAUAAAUCCUGCAUAGAAUAUUUGCUUCAGUUACCAGACACCUCAAAUCAAUUAGAGGUGACAACUAGACAGCAAGGUCUAUAUUACUCCAUGGAAAUGUUAAAAAAGCUUAAUCUGGUAAAUGAAGCCAAUCACCAGAUUAUCCCUUAUCACAAGUUUUAUGUUCCCGAGCUGAAAGAUAAAGUCAAUAUACGAGACGAUUACAUUAGCUGGUGCACGGUGCAACAGUCCAAUCA